AGUCCUCAUAUGGAUCACCACACCCAGCCUGGAGCAAAUCCGGAUCGCCUCUGCCAUGGGCGUCCCUGUCGUCCUCCCUCUCAGCCAGCUCAGCACCGGCGCAGAAGAGGGAAAGCUCAAUAUCGCCGACGCCUUCCUCGCCCCAGUUAUCAGUGACCGACCCGACGGAUUGAUUCCCACGAUCGUCAGUGCCUACCCUCAAGGCGGCCGCGCGCUCGGGCUGGUCUACUCCUCCCGUGCCAGUGUAAAGGAAGCACUUCUCACCGGGAAGGGCACGUAUUUCAGCAGGAAACACGGGCUUUGGAGGAAGGGAGAGACGAGCGGUGCCACGCAGGACGUGGUCUCUAUCAAGGCGGACUGUGAUGCCGACUGUUUGGAGUUCAUGGUCAUGCAGCAUGGUGCUGGGUUCUGUCAUUUGGCAACGCCGAGCUGUUUCGGUCCUUGGACGGGAAUCGCCGCUCUGGAGGAAACAUUGAGCUCGCGGUUCGCCAGUGCGCCAGAAGGCAGUUAUACGGCAAGGCUGUUCAACGACCCCGAUCUCUUGAAGAGCAAGAUCAUGGAAGAAGCGGACGAACUGUGCCGUGCGGAAAGCAAGGAAGAGGUGGCGUUCGAAGCUGCGGACCUGAUAUACUUCGCUCUGGCGAAAUGUGUGAGUCGGGGUGUGGGUGUGAAGGAGAUAGAGGCGAGCUUGGAGAGGAAGGCGAAGAAGGUUACGCGAAGGAAGGGGGAUGCUAAGCCCCAGUGGGCACGGACGACUGGGGACAAUGACAAGACACCGGCUGCUGCUGAGAAGACCAUAUCCGCCCCAGAGAAGACACCGGACGCGCCUAUCCAGAUGCGCACGUACGACCUCGCCCUCCUUUCCCCUCCCGAACGGGCGGCGCUGCUUAAACGCCCUACGCUCAAGAGCGAGGAGAUGAUCGCCCGAGUGCGUCCGAUUGUGGAUACUGUACGCACGCGUGGGGAUGCUGGGCUGAAAGAGCUCACGAAGAAGUUCGACAAGGCCCUCCUGGAGGAAGUCAUCCUCUGCCCUCCUUUCUCUCCGGAGAGCGUGCGCCUACCAGAAGAGGUCAAAGCUGCCAUCGACCAGGCGUAUAAGAAUGUCUACGCCUUCCACGCUGCGCAAGUAGACAAGGUCCCUCUAGAAGUAGAGACGAUGCCCGGCGUCGUCUGUUCGCGCUUUGCCCGCCCGAUCGCCCGCGUAGGGGUCUACGUCCCAGGGGGCACAGCCGUCCUCCCCAGCACCGCGCUCAUGCUUGGCAUCCCAGCCCAAGUCGCAGGGUGCAAGGAGAUCGUACUCGCUACCCCUCCCAGGCCCGACGGCAGCAUCGUACCCGAAGUACUCUACGUCGCGCAGCUCGUUGGCGCUACGUGUAUCCUCAAAGCCGGGGGUGCGCAAGCGGUUGCAGCCAUGGCGUACGGAACAGAGACGUGUCCGAAGGUGGACAAGAUCUUCGGACCGGGCAACCAGUGGGUCACAGCGGCGAAGAUGCUUGUGCAGAAUGACACGGAAGCACUGGUGGGGAUCGAUAUGCCCGCAGGACCGAGCGAGGUGCUGGUCAUAGCGGACUACACAGCUGACCCGGAGUUCGUCGCUGCAGAUCUGCUAAGUCAGGCAGAACACGGCGUCGAUUCCCAGGUCGUGCUCGUCGCUGUCGACUUAUCAUCCGAGCAUCUGCAAGCUAUAGAAGUAGCCGUAGAUCGCCAGGCACGCGCACUCCCCAGAGUGGAGAUCACGCGCGUCUCAAUAGGCAAGAGCUUGAUUGUCAGGGUGAAGACCGUACGGGAGGCGAUCUCAUUCUCGAACGAGUAUGCCCCGGAGCACCUGAUCCUGCAUCUAGAGAAGGCGGAGGAAAGCGUAGGCUCUGUGCUUAAUGCCGGGAGCGUGUUUGUUGGCGCUUAUUCGGCUGAGAGCUGUGGGGACUACGCCUCCGGGACGAAUCACACAUUGCCAACAAACGGCUUCGCACGCCAAUACAGCGGGGUCAACACCCAGAGUUUCCAGAAACACAUCACGUCGCAGCGUAUUACCCCCCAGGGCCUGGGCGUGCUGGGCCCGGUGGUGGUGACGCUGGCGGAAAGGGAGGGACUGGAGGCGCACGCGAAUGCUGUUAGGGUUAGGUUGGCGAAGUUGGGGGUAUGAACGGG
Dacryopinax primogenitus is the source of this 2148-nucleotide messenger RNA. RefSeq lists its product as uncharacterized. Gene Ontology annotation, cellular component: cytoplasm. Gene Ontology annotation, molecular function: metal ion binding; NAD binding; phosphoribosyl-AMP cyclohydrolase activity. The transcript has 2 exons. NCBI's taxonomy places the organism in Eukaryota, Fungi, Basidiomycota, Dacrymycetes, Dacrymycetales, Dacrymycetaceae. The record is from RefSeq and is a predicted model, not a curated record. The coding region runs from base 56 to 2143 and encodes 695 amino acids. Gene Ontology annotation, biological process: L-histidine biosynthetic process.